AUGGACCAGCAGAAAUUUCUCCAGCAACUUGCCAUCGUCCUUGAUCCCAAGAAGGGCAAUGUCAAGACUGCUACUAAUGUUCUGCAAAAUGAAUUCUACAAACAGCCUGAAUCCCUAUUGUUCCUCAUUCAACUCAUUAUCUCCCACGACAGUACCGAACUCAAACAGCUCGCUGCUACCCAGGCCAAACCUCUAGUCUCGAAGCACUGGACCAAGGCCCCAGCUGACCAGCGUGAGCAUGCACGCAAUCAACUGUUUCAGGCAACGCUGUCUGAGCCCUCGUCUCUCGUACGGCAUUCCGCUUCCCGCCUGAUGAGCGCAAUUGCAAAGAUUGACCUCGACGAUGGUGAGUGGCCGGAGCUGCCAGGGCUUUUGCAGCAGGCAGCAACGAGCUCGAAAGCAGCUGAACGUGCUGUGGGCGUCUACGUGCUCUAUAGCAUUCUUGAGACCAUCGGCGACGGGUUUAGCUCCAAGUUCAAGGAGCUUUUUGCCCUCUUCGGCAAAACCAUCAAAGAUCCAGAAAGUUUGGAAGUUCGAGUGAACACUAUGCUCGCAAUCUCGAAGAUGGCCAUGGUGAUUGACGCAGAAGAAGAUCAGGCUUCUAUCAAAUCGUUCCAGAAUAUCUUCCCAGACAUGGUUGUGGUCCUCAAAGACACGAUUGAUUCUUCAAAGGAGGACUACGUCAUGCUAACCUUUGAAGUCUUCAAUACUCUCCUUACGGCAGAGUAUCAGCUCCUCUCUAAACACUUCCAAGAUCUUGUUGCCUUCAUGACUCAAAUUUCGGUCAAUACCGAAGCCGCAGAUGAAACACGAACCCAAGCCAUAAGCUUUCUUAUGCAAUGCGUGGUUUACAGACGCCUUCGCGUGCAGGGUGCUAAGAUGGGUGAGCCAUUGACCAAAAGCAUGCUUCAAGUCAUCACAGAGAUUGAUGACGCUGCGGCCGAUGAUGAUGAUAUCACUCCAGCUCGAUCAGCCUUGGGAUUGAUCGACACUAUGGCGCAAAGCCUGCCUGCAAGCCAGGUGGUGGUUCCAAUACUUGAUGCCUUGCCACAGUAUUCAAAAAACCAGAAUCCCAAGUACCGUCAAGCUGGUAUCUUGGCACUCGGAUUUGUUGUUGAGGGCGCCCCCGAUUUCCUGAGUACUCAGCUCAGUUCAGUCCUUCCUAUCCUGUUUACGUUGCUUGAAGACUCAGAAGUCAUAGUCCGUCAGGCGGCUCUCCAGACGACUGCCAGACUAGCAGACGAUCUCCCAGAAGACAUCACAAAGCAACACGAAAGAUUGGUUCCUCUUCUAGUUAAGAAUCUGACGGCAGCUAUGAGCAUAUAUAGUGGCGAGGAAGAAGGCCCUGCGAUUGACAUCAUGAAAUCCGCCACCAGUGCUAUUGAUGCAGUUGUUGAUGGCAUGGACGCCGAAGACGCAUUAUCUUAUCUCGAUAAGAUUGCCCCAUUGCUCCAGAAGCUUUUCAAGCAUCCUGAUUUCAAGAUCAAGGCUCUAGCUGCUGGCGCCCUUGGCUCCUUGGCUUCCACAGUCGAGUCACCCUUCCUCCCAUACCUUGCAGACUCUAUGAAUGCCAUGCAGGAGUACAUAACCAAGAAGGAGAGUGAAGAAGAACUAGAGUUGCGUGCCAGUUGCACAGAUGCAAUGGGAGAGUUCGCCGUCGCCGUUGGUGCCGCUGAAUUCAAAAAUUACGUCCAUCCUCUCAUGCAAACUAGUGACGAGGCUCUGCAACUAGAUCAUUCAAGGUUGAAGGAGAGCACUUACAUUUUGUGGGGAUCUCUAGCCAAAGUCUAUGAAGAAGACUUCUCGCCUUUCUUAGGAGGCGUCGUCAAGGGUCUUUUUGAUUGUGUCGAUCAAGAAGAGGCCGACCUCGAAAUCGAACUUGGUGACGAUGCAAAAGAUCUGCUUGGGAAGGAGGUCACCAUUGCUGGACGCAAAGUCAAAGUCGCUGCUGCUGACAGUGACGAUGAGGCUGAGGACGGUGACAUCGAAGAUGUGGAUAUUGAUGAGGAUGAUGACAGCGACUGGGGCGAUCUUGCCACGGUUACGCCAAUCGCGCUGGAGAAAGAGAUUGCCAUUGAGGUAAUUGGUGACGUUGUUUCUAACACGAAAACCGCCUUCUUGCCAUAUUUUGAAAAGACGAUUGAGAAGUUGCUUCCCUUGACUGAGCAUAACUACGAGAAUGUGCGCAAGGCUACAAUCAGUACUCUACACCGAGCUUAUGCCGCCCUCUACGACAUAUCUGAAGAGUCUGGACAACUCCAAAAAUGGAAACCCGGCCUUCCCCUCCAGGUGGAGCCAACACAAGAGCUGAAGAAAUUUGGUGAAAUUCUAAUGGCUGCUACUCUCAAUGUGUGGCCAGAGGAAGAAGACCCGGCUACUGUUACCGAGAUUUCUCGCGCCCUCUCUGAGAAUCUCAAGAUGACCGGGCCAGCGCUUCUCUCGUACCCCGAUGUCCUUUCCAAGAUUGUCCAGACUGUAACCGACCUUAUCACGAAGCAACACGCAUGCCAAGUUGAUGCACAAGAAGGUGCCCUGGACGAGGAGGACCUUGAGGGCACAGAAAUGGAGUGGGUUGUCGUGGACAGCGCAAUGGACGUCAUUUCUGGACUCGCCGCCUCCUUAGGCCCCAAUUUUGGGGAAUUAUGGAAGAUCUUUGAGAAACAGGUCCUGCGCUACGCGAGUGGUGGAGAAUCUCUGGGUCGCGCUUCGGCCUGCGGUGUCCUAGCAGAGAUCAUAACAGGCAUGGAGGGCGCAGUUACCCCAUAUACCUCACAGAUCAUGACUAUUCUUCUGAAGCGAUUGGGUGAUGAAGAUAAUCAGACGAAAUCAAAUGCUGCAUAUGCCGUUGGGCGACUUGUCGAGAAGUCGAACGAUGACGCAACCGUCACCAAAGCAUAUCCCCAAAUUCUUUCUAAGCUCGAAGGAAUCCUCCACGUGUCCGAGGCGCGGUGUAUGGAUAAUGCCGCAGGCUGCGUCUCACGAUUGAUCCUCAAGCACAAGAACAAGGUUCCUGUCCCUCAAGUUCUACCAGUCCUGGUUGAAAGUGGUAUUCUGCCCUUGAAGGACGACUACCAGGAGAACGAGCCUGUGUGGAAGAUGAUCGUGCAGCUGUACCGUGAGCAAGACGAAACAGUCCAGCAACUCACUCCCAAACUGGCGCCUAUUAUGGUGAGCGUGCUCGGCGAGCCAGAGGAGCAAUUGACAGACGAAGUUCGUUCGGAAUUGCAAGCACUUGUUGAUCAUUUGAAGACCAUUCAUUGA
Molecule: messenger RNA, 3261 nt
Organism: Exophiala aquamarina CBS 119918
Lineage: Eukaryota; Fungi; Ascomycota; Eurotiomycetes; Chaetothyriales; Herpotrichiellaceae
Exons: 2
Coding region: 1-3261 (1086 amino acids)
Biological process (GO): protein import into nucleus
Cellular component (GO): cytoplasm; nucleus
Molecular function (GO): small GTPase binding; nuclear import signal receptor activity
Source: RefSeq, a predicted model, not a curated record